Molecule: messenger RNA, 1840 nt
Organism: Sciurus carolinensis (gray squirrel)
Lineage: Eukaryota; Metazoa; Chordata; Mammalia; Rodentia; Sciuridae
Gene: Spdef
Product: SAM pointed domain containing ETS transcription factor
Exons: 6
Coding region: 406-1413 (335 amino acids)
Biological process (GO): cell differentiation; regulation of transcription by RNA polymerase II
Cellular component (GO): nucleus
Molecular function (GO): DNA-binding transcription factor activity, RNA polymerase II-specific; sequence-specific DNA binding
Source: RefSeq, a predicted model, not a curated record
CCAGAACAUUCCUGCACACGGUGGUGUCCACGCUGCCCUGCCACCGUCCCCAGUCCCCUCAACCGGAGGCUCAUGCUUUCCGCCCCGUGAACCCCUCAGCCUGGGCCCGGUCACAGUGUCUGUAGUGGCCCUGGGCGGGAGCCAGGCCUCCCUGCAGGAGCGCAGCCCUGACAUCUCGGUGGGCUGCCCCUCGAGGGUGGCCAGGCCCUGGCAGCCCACCUGAGGGCCAUUCCUGCCUCCAGCCCUGCUGGCUCCUGGUCCCCCUGGCCCCACGGAUGCCUGGCUGAGACGCAGCGGUGGCCCCAGCUGCCCACACCUGCUCCUGGCCCCAAGGCUGGCACUGCAGUGGACAACUCCUUGGGCACCAGGUGGCUAACGGACGCAGCCGGCAGCCCGCGCAGCGGCAUGGGCAGCGCCAGCCCAGGACAGAGCGCCGUGCCCCCCGGCUGCCUGCUGCUGCCCCCCGACCCGGCGCUGCGCCCCGGCCUGGAGAAGGGGGCGGCGGGGGCGGCGGGCGCUGAGAAGCGGGCCUGGAGCCCCCGCCGGCCGGCCACCCCUGACCAGGGCCUAUCCGCCUUCUACCUCUCCUAUUUCGACAUGCUGUACCCCGAGGAGGGCAGCUGGGUCGCCAAGGGCCCCGCGGCCAGCGCUCGGGAGGAGCCGCCCGAGGAGCCGGAGCAGUGCCCCGUCAUCGACAGCCAGGCUCCGGGGGGCGGCCUGGACCUGGUGCCCGGGGGGCUGGCCCUGGAGGAGCACUCGCUGGAGCAGGUGCAGUCCAUGGUGGUGGGCGAGGUGCUCAAGGACAUCGAGACUGCCUGCAAGCUGCUCAACAUCACUGCAGACCCAGUGGACUGGAGCCCUGGGAACGUGCAGAAGUGGCUGCUGUGGACGGAGCACCAGUACCGGCUGCCCCCUGUGGGCAAGGCCUUCCAGGAGCUGGCGGGCAAGGAGCUGUGCGCCAUGACGGAGGAGCAGUUCCGCCAGCGUUCUCCCCUGGGUGGGGACGUGCUGCACGCCCACCUGGACAUCUGGAAAUCAGCGGCCUGGAUGAAAGAGAGGACCUCCCCUGGCGCCGUUCACUGCUGCGCCUCCACCAGCGAGGAGAGCUGGACCGACAGCGAGGUGGACUCGUCCUGCUCUGGACAGCCCAUCCACCUGUGGCAGUUCCUCAAGGAGCUGCUGCUCAAGCCCCACAGCUACGGUCGCUUCAUCCGGUGGCUCAAUAAGGAGAAGGGCAUCUUCAAAAUCGAGGACUCUGCCCAGGUGGCCCGGCUGUGGGGCAUCCGCAAGAACCGGCCAGCCAUGAACUACGACAAGCUGAGCCGCUCCAUCCGCCAGUAUUACAAGAAGGGCAUCAUCCGCAAGCCCGGCGUCUCCCAGCGCCUGGUCUAUCAGUUCGUGCACCCCAUCUGAGCCCGCGCGCCCGCUCCCCUGCGCCUGCGCCUGCGCCCGGCCGGACGCUGAGCCUGGGGACCAGGGGCAGUCGGCGCGCUGCGGCACUGCGGAGUCCAGGGUCGGGAGGGGCUGGCCGGGGCGCCCAGGAGCAGAGUGAGCCCUCUUGGACCCCGGGCUGGGGCGCUUCCUCCCCGGCCUCACUGCUCUCAUGCGUGGUCGACUGAGGACAGGGCGUCAUUGAGGCUCCCAGGAGAGCCCUCCCUUCGCCCAGCUCAGACCCCAGACUCAGAGCAGGGCCUGCAGAAUGGCGAGGACACGGCCGGUUCCCAGCAGUGCCGCGUUUCUCCGGCUACACCCCCUUCACGCCUCUGCACCGUGCCAGCCACCGUGCCCGCCACCGAGUAGCGGAGUCAGGCGUGACCCCAGGAGUGGAUAAUAAAGACAU